Molecule: messenger RNA, 1215 nt
Organism: Saccharomyces kudriavzevii IFO 1802
Lineage: Eukaryota; Fungi; Ascomycota; Saccharomycetes; Saccharomycetales; Saccharomycetaceae
Gene: NSE4
Product: Smc5-Smc6 complex subunit NSE4
Exons: 1
Coding region: 1-1215 (404 amino acids)
Biological process (GO): DNA repair
Cellular component (GO): nucleus; Smc5-Smc6 complex
Source: RefSeq, a predicted model, not a curated record
AUGCCCAGUACUGUAGUAUCUGGAAAGAGGAGUAACAGUACUGUUAUGGAGCCGGACAGUGGUGAGGAAACAAGGAAGCAUAGAAAGAAAUCCAGAAGAGAUGACAAGAACUCAUCGACAAAGAAUGGCGAUCCGCAACUAGAAUUUAAAGUUUUGCAAGGGUACAGGGACUUGGAAAGCGAGAUGCAUAAGGACAGAGCUCAAGUGACGAGAACAGGAGAUAUAGGAGUUGCUAUGGACAACCUGAAUGCUGUGGACUCCUUGUUCAAUAAGGUUAUUGGUAUGAAGAACAAUGGUUUGUUCGCCCAUGAUGCUCGAGCAAUGGUCAGCAUAAGUGAACUGGCCCAGAUAUCGGUGAGGAAUUUGAAGUUUGGUGAUUCGAGGAGUAUGGUCAAUUUAGAAGACAUAAUGAAUUCAAUGAAAAGAUACAUGCUAAAGGAGCAUUUCAAGCUGAAUUACAUCACCGAAAAUAGGAAUGAUUCAACGCUGAGUACCGACAAUCGUUCCGCAGCAGAACAAGAAGAGGAAAACGAUGACAGGAUACCCGACGAUGAUCAAACUGAUAAAGCCACAUCUUCUUUCAAAGCGACUUCCAUGAGACACAAUUAUCUACAGCAGUUUUCUCCCUAUAAUGAGUUCUCCCAGUUCAAUUGGUUCAAGAUGGGUGCUCUCUAUAAUGUUGUAAGUAAAGACGCUCCCACGGUAGACCACUUAAUGGGACCCUUCUCCAUUGAAAGGAAGCCCAAAGUAUCGACCCAACGAAGAAGGAAUAACGACCAAGUCGGUGAAAAGAUCACUGCUGAGAAAAUUACCCAAAAUUCUCUAAAUUCUACACAGCAAGAAACUACCCCUGAACAGGUCAAGAAGUGCUUUAGGAAGCUGUCCAAAAAACUAGGCCCCGCAGGUUCCAUAAAUCUUUUCAAAUUCAUCAUAGACCCAAACUCAUUCUCCAAGUCUAUUGAAAAUCUCUUCUAUACCAGUUUUUUGAUAAAGGAAGGAAAAUUGUUGAUGGAACAUGACGAAGAAGGUUCGCCUACAAUCAAGAUAAAACAAAGCGUAAACCAUACAGAUUUGAGAAGUAAAGAAAUUGAAAAGCAAAGGCGUCGUGACGCCCAUCAGAAUCAUAUCAUAUUUCAGAUGGACAUGCCUACUUGGCGAAAACUAAUCAAAAAGUAUAACAUCACCUCAUCAUUCCUAGAUUCGACAGAUAGGUAA